AUGAGGACCAGAAGGACGUUGACGGUUGUCGUCGGGAUUUUAUUAACGGUGACUGCGUUCACCGGCUGUCUGGCGGAGCUCUACACCGCGCUGGCGGACAUGGAGGAACUGCUGGAGACCGAGUCGGUCCUCAUAGACACGUUGAAUGGGUACAUUAAAGCGCAGGAGGAGCGUCUGGCCACCCUGAGAAAAAACGUGGAGGAUUACGCGAGGGAGCACGAGGAAGCGUCGAGAAACAUUCAGCAGUACCUGUCGAAUCCAAUCAACGCUUAUCUGCUGGUGAAAAGGCUGACCACCGACUGGAAGCGGGUCGAGGAGCUGAUAACCCAGGACGUGGGCAAGUCUUUCGUCGCGAACAUCACCAGCUCACGGAGCGACCUUAAAUUCCCAACUGACGAGGACCUAAACGGCGCGGCAGUCGCUCUGAUGAGGCUGCAGGACACUUACAAACUCGAGACCGCACAGGUCGCAAGGGGCGUGCUUAAUGGGGUCCAGUACAGCACCGGAUUAAGCGCCAGCGACUGCUUCGAGCUUGGACGGCAGUCUUACCACAAUCGUGAUUACUAUCACACGGUGCUGUGGAUGCAGGAGGCUAUGGAUCGACUUCAGGAAGAACAGAACGCCACAACCACAUCGAAACCGGACAUAUUGGAGUAUCUGGCUUUUUCGACGUACAUGCAAGGAAACGUAGCCCGGGCUUUAAGCAUGACGAACGAGCUUUUGGAGCUGGUGCCGACCCACGAGCGGGCUUUGGGCAACCGUGCUUAUUACCAGAAGGAGAUCCAGAGCAAGGCGAGCCAGUCGAAGAAGAAACGGGGCGAGGACGGACAAGACGACACUGCGAUCCCCGAACAACACUUCACCGUCACCGAGGAAAAGGUGAAAACCUGGGACGAGAUGACAGAACGUGAACGUUACGAGAUGCUAUGCCGCGGCGAAGUCUCGAUUCCGCCGAAAAUUCAAAGGAAUCUGAAGUGCCGCUACGUGGACCGUGGAAUUCCGUUUCUGAAGAUCGCGCCGUUCAAGGAGGAGGAAGCGUACUUGGACCCGAGAAUCGUCGUUUACCAUAACGUGAUAUACGACGAGGAGAUCGAGACGAUCAAACGACUGGCGCAACCCAGGUUUAAGCGUGCCACGGUUCAGAACUACAAAACUGGUGCCUUAGAGAUAGCCAAUUAUAGGAUUAGUAAGAGCGCGUGGCUGCAGGAGCACGAGCACAAACACGUGGAGGCGGUUAGCAGACGCGUGGAGCACAUGACGAGCUUGACUGUGGACACCGCGGAGGAACUGCAAGUUGUCAAUUACGGUAUCGGUGGUCACUACGAGCCGCACUUCGAUUUUGCCAGGAAAGAGGAAACGAACGCGUUCAAGAGUCUCGGCACCGGCAACCGCAUUGCUACAGUUCUAUAUUACAUGAGCGAUGUGGAACAAGGUGGCGGUACCGUUUUCACGGCUAUCAACAUCUCUUUGUGGCCGAGGAAGGGCAGCGCCGCGUUUUGGUAUAACUUGAAGCCAAACGGAGAAGGAGAUUUCAAGACCAGACACGCGGCUUGCCCAGUGCUAACUGGAUCGAAAUGGGUGGCAAACAAAUGGUUGCACGAAAGAGGUCAAGAGUUCCUGAGGCCCUGUACCCUAGAGAACCAAGCGGCGGACGAGGCUGACGUCAGGCACUGAAUCAACACUUGAAUCG
Dufourea novaeangliae is the source of this 1690-nucleotide messenger RNA. RefSeq names its product prolyl 4-hydroxylase subunit alpha-2 (gene PH4alphaEFB). The record is from RefSeq and is a predicted model, not a curated record. The coding region runs from base 1 to 1674 and encodes 557 amino acids. The transcript has 9 exons. NCBI's taxonomy places the organism in Eukaryota, Metazoa, Arthropoda, Insecta, Hymenoptera, Halictidae. Gene Ontology annotation, molecular function: protein binding; iron ion binding; L-ascorbic acid binding. Gene Ontology annotation, cellular component: endoplasmic reticulum. Gene Ontology annotation, biological process: peptidyl-proline hydroxylation to 4-hydroxy-L-proline.